AUGCAACCUCAAUGUGGUUUAAUUUCAGUAUUAUCCGUGACUGCAUCCAUCUCAGGCAUCAUGCAGGCCCUCCCAAACGAGCUCUUGGCCCAGAUCGCUUCGCACCUCGAGUCUCAACCACCAUCAAUCACCAAAUUCAACCACGAGCCAAGCGCAGACCUAGCCUAUUCGUAUACCGAAGUCAACACCAAGCCACUCAAAUCCCUCUCCCUUGUUUCAUGGCGUUGGAGAAAAGUGGUCCUUCCCAUCCUCUUCCGCUUCACACGCAUAGCACUGGACAAGGAACCACAAUGGGUGCCCAUGGACGCUCGCCUUGUCGACAGCAUGCAAUUGCAGCUCUCUAGUCUAAGCAACCACGAAUUCAUGCUGUAUACAAAGUUGCGCAGCAAGUUCAAAGCAACGACCGGGGAAGCGUUUGCGCCAGCCAUGGAUGAUGUGUUUAUCCAGUUAUGCCGGAUCCAGGAAGGCGAUGAAUUCUUGAAGACGACACCGUCGAAAGUGUGGUUACCGCAUCUUUCCAGGGACUUCAAUAAUUUUUCGCGGUUUGUCACAGGAAACAAGCUGAAACAUCACAUCAAGAGCGUGGUGCUGCACACAGACAAGGAAUACGACUUGCGCCAUGUAUCUACCGCUCAAGGACCGUUGGCGCGCGAAGUCACCGACAUCUGGAACAGGGUAUUCGAUGUUUUGGAGCCAGCACGUGUUGUCGUCGCUGCACCACCCAAGACCAUGGCCGCGUUGUUGGAUUCACAUGUGGGUACCAACGACAUGUGGGCUUUCGAGAUGAAGAUGCACUACAUUGAGCUUCUUAGCGAUCAACCGCCCAUAGAGAAUAACCAACAAGAACACCGAACAAACGACGCUCCGCUCAUUCAUCGCCGACCCUGGAACCACUUGGGCUACAACGAAGGCUCCUCGAUCACCGCAUACAGCACAUAUGAAUUUCACCUAAAGAUCGCGCCUAGGAUCCUCUUCCUCGUUCUCAGUCGCUUAUGCGAGAACCCAGCGUUGUGCAGAGAUUUGACUUCAUUUAGCUUCGUUGCUGUCUUUCCCCUCUCUUCAACUGUAUCGUCUAUUGUGGACGCCGUCUAUGGAAUUCCUUCCAUCAAAAAAGUCACACUACAACUUGCGCCUGGUCCUGAGAACGACCUCCUCAGCAAUGGCAGUAAGAGGCGCAAAGCUCAGUCGAGCGACUUUUGGUCCGAGUGGAGGGCAGGAUAUGGGGCGCUUACUAAGAUGGAGAUAUUCUAUGAUCAAAGUAAAGGGGAAGAGAAGGCGGUGAAGGAGAUUGUGAGCAAGGAUUGCUAUUCGAAGCAACUGGCUGUUGAGGUUGCGGAGGUUAUCGGUCAUUAUUUGGAGACGGCGUCGACUACGUGGAAGAGUGGUGGAGUGGGAAGGUGGAUUAAGGUCACGUCGGAGGAAAAAGGGAAUUCAAAAGCUGUGCUGAAGUUUGUGGUGGGGGAUGAGCCAGAGCAGUUUGCAAAAUAA
Molecule: messenger RNA, 1488 nt
Organism: Alternaria postmessia
Lineage: Eukaryota; Fungi; Ascomycota; Dothideomycetes; Pleosporales; Pleosporaceae
Exons: 2
Coding region: 1-1488 (495 amino acids)
Source: RefSeq, a predicted model, not a curated record